This is a messenger RNA of Prunus dulcis (almond), 639 nucleotides long. Its product is annotated as putative F-box protein At3g21120. Bases 1 to 639 code for a protein of 212 amino acids. NCBI's taxonomy places the organism in Eukaryota, Viridiplantae, Streptophyta, Magnoliopsida, Rosales, Rosaceae. The record is from RefSeq and is a predicted model, not a curated record. The transcript has a single exon.
AUGAAAUAUGUCGGCCUUCCAGUCACCAACCUUUCUCGCCCUCCCAAUUCCGAAUAUCACCGUGUUCUUGCAUUCGGGUUCAACCCCGGGCUCAACGACUAUAAAGUAGUGAGGUUAGUAACGAUUUAUCGGCAGCACUACAUUGAAGUGGAGGUUUACAGUUUAAGUACACACUGUUGGAAGAGCAUUGGUGUACUUCCUACUUGGAUAAUUUCCAUGGAUUGGAGUUUUGGACAUGCAGUUUCUAAUGGGGUAGCAUACUGGAUUAUGCGAGCGGAAAAGGAUUAUAGCUUUCAUCUUGUGUCGUUAGAUACCGGCAGUGAGGUAUUUGAAAAAGUGUUACUGCCAGAGGCUACUUGGGAGAGCCUUAAUGUUGAUAUUUCCAAUGACAUUCAGCCUUACAAGGAGUCAGUUUGCUUAUUGAAAAGUGAGCUAGACUACCGCAUCGACAUAUGGGUUCUCCAGGAGAGGUGUUUAAACAAGCUGCACACUGUUUGGUUUCCUGGAAGGUCUCCUGUACCGUUGGGCUUUAAAACGAAUGAUGAACACCUUGUGAAGUACCGAAAGCAUGGUCGAUGCCAAUAUCUGGCUAUAUACAAUCUUCAAACGAAGAUGAGUACAGCUUGUUUGAAGAUAUAG